Glossina fuscipes is the source of this 1592-nucleotide messenger RNA. RefSeq names its product glutamate-rich WD repeat-containing protein 1. The coding region runs from base 187 to 1551 and encodes 454 amino acids. NCBI's taxonomy places the organism in Eukaryota, Metazoa, Arthropoda, Insecta, Diptera, Glossinidae. Gene Ontology annotation, molecular function: protein binding. The record is from RefSeq and is a predicted model, not a curated record. The transcript is spliced from 2 exons.
UGUGAAUUAGUACUCAGUCGUAACAGCCCUGUGCGAUUAUUUAUUCUAAACUAACAAUAACUCUGUGUCAGAGAGAAAAAAGAAUUCACGUGCUGAUUUACAAAAUUUAAAGAAACCCCCAGUAGAUUGUUCACUUUUCUACAUAAACCGAAAAGAUAAAAUAUAAAAAACUUGUGCGGAGGCAAAAUGGAUCAAGAUCUAGAAAUGGAAGUUGUUGAACCGGAGGAUGCUGAAAGUGAUGAAGAAGACCCGCAUGAAGACCAAGAUCAAGACAAAGAUCAAAAAGUUUAUCUUCCCGGAUUACCUUUGGAAGCCGACGAAGAGUUGGUUUGUGAUGAAUCCGCAUAUGUAAUGUUACAUCAAGCGUCUACUGGCGCGCCUUGCCUUAGCUUCGAUAUUAUAUCUGAUGAAUUAGGAGAAGAAAGGGAACGGUAUCCCUUAACUGCCUACAUAGUCGCUGGAACACAAGCUGCGCGGACACAUGUUAAUAAUUUAAUUGUAAUGAAAAUGCAUAACUUGCAUAAAACGCAAGAAAAACCUAAUGGUGAAGACAAUGAUGACGAAGAAUUGGAGGACGAUGAAGACGAUCUGACGAAUAAGGAAGAACUGAAGAAACCCCAGAUGUCAUGUGCUCUUAUUAAGCAUCAAGGUUGCGUGAAUCGCGUGAGAGCCCGCCGAUUAGGGAAUACGAUAUAUGCCGCUAGUUGGAGUGAAUUAGGUCGUGUUAAUAUUUGGAAUUUAUCAAAACAAUUGCAGGCAAUUGAAGAUAUACAACUUUUGAAACAAUACGAACGCGAUGUUGCAAAUGACCCAGUACAUCCGAUUUUCUCCUUCAGUGGUCAUCAGCAGGAAGGUUUUGCUAUAGAUUGGAGCCCUUGCGUUGACGGUGUUCUAGCGACUGGUGACUGCAGACGAGAUUUACACAUUUGGUCACCUUUAGAGGGUGGCACAUGGAAAGUGGAUCAGCGUCCCUUAAUUGGUCAUACCGCUUCUAUUGAGGAUUUACAAUGGAGCCCUAACGAACGUAGUGUUUUAGCGUCAUGUUCAGUAGAUAAAUCUAUACGUAUUUGGGAUUGCCGUGCCGCGCCACAAAAAGCUUGCAUGCUGACCUGCGACAAUGCCCAUGAAAGUGAUAUCAAUGUAAUUUCCUGGAAUAAUUCAGAACCUUUCAUAGCUAGUGGCGGCGACGAUGGCUUCCUCCAUAUUUGGGAUUUAAGGCAAUUUAAGAGCAAAAAACCUGUUGCUACUUUUAAACAUCAUACCAACCAUAUUACUACAGUUGAAUGGAAUCCUAAAGAUAGUACGGUAUUGGCUUCGGGCGGUGAUGAUGAUCAAAUUGCUCUUUGGGAUUUGGCUGUGGAAAAAGAUGACGAAACAACGCCGGCACAAAAUCAAAAUAAUAACGAUUUAGAGAAUCUACCACCGCAAUUAUUGUUCAUACAUCAGGGGCAGAAAGAGAUUAAGGAAUUGCAUUGGCAUCCUCAAUUGCCAGGGGUAAUAUUAUCAACAGCUCACAGUGGUUUCAAUAUAUUCCGAACGAUAAGCGUAUGAAAUGAUUAUUAAAAUAAAAUAAAAAAUGAAAUUUACAGUUA